Messenger RNA from Phaethon lepturus (White-tailed tropicbird), 3476 nucleotides. It is a transcript of the gene SLC27A4, whose product is annotated as solute carrier family 27 (fatty acid transporter), member 4. Gene Ontology annotation, cellular component: plasma membrane; microvillus; endoplasmic reticulum membrane. The record is from RefSeq and is a predicted model, not a curated record. Gene Ontology annotation, molecular function: long-chain fatty acid-CoA ligase activity; long-chain fatty acid transmembrane transporter activity. Gene Ontology annotation, biological process: response to nutrient; very long-chain fatty acid catabolic process; medium-chain fatty acid transport. Lineage: Eukaryota; Metazoa; Chordata; Aves; Phaethontiformes; Phaethontidae. The transcript has 12 exons. Bases 1 to 1932 code for a protein of 643 amino acids.
AUGCUGCGUCUGGCUGCUUUUGCAGCACUGCUGCUGUUCUUCAGGGUCAAUCUGGAGCUGUCCUGGGCCCAAGCCAUCCCUGCUCUCUUCAUCUUCUACCUGGGAUCCGGCGGAUGGGACUUCUUCCUCAUAUUCAUCAAGACAAUACGAAGGGACGUCACCACGGGGCUGGUCCUGUUGCGGGUGAAGUGGCAGGUAUGGAGGCAUGUGAGGGAGAAGAACACAAUCGCCAAGAUCUUCCAGAAGACUGCGAGCAAGUAUCCAGAGAAGGCAGCUCUGAUCUUCCAAGGCACAGGCGAGAGCUGGACCUUCCGGCAGCUGGAUGAGUACUCCAACCGGGUGGCCAAUUUUUUUCACGGCCAAGGCUUCCGCUCUGGUGACGUGGUGGCUCUUUUCAUGGAGUCCCGCAAUCAGUACGUGGGACUGUGGCUUGGCUUGGCCAAGAUUGGGGUGGAGACCGCCCUUGUGAACUCCCACCUGCGCAUGGAGGCCUUGCUGCACUGCAUCACCAUCUCCAGCUCCAAGGCUGUGGUUUUUGGGGUGGAGAUGAUGGAAGCAAUGCAGGAAGUGCAGACCUCCCUGGAAAAAUCUAUCCAUCUCUUCUGGUCUGGGGAAGAAAGCCCCAAGUCCACUCUUCCUGGUGCGAAACACCUGGAUCCCCUCCUGCAGAUGGCCCAGCGGAACCAGCCAACCGCCCCUGAUAAGGGCUUUCUUGAUAAACUCUUCUACAUCUACACCUCUGGAACAACGGGACUGCCCAAGGCUGCUAUUGUGGUGAACUGCCGCUACUUCCGCAUGUCCAGCUUAGUUUUUUACGGUUUUCGCAUGAGGCCUGACGAUGUGAUGUACGACUGCCUCCCACUCUACCACGCUGCAGGGAACAUCGUGGGGGUCGGGCAGUGCCUGCUGCAGGGCAUGACGAUUGUCAUCCGCAAGAAGUUCUCGGCCUCACACUUUUGGGAGGACUGCGUGAAAUACAACUGCACGAUUGUGCAGUACAUCGGGGAGAUCUGCCGCUACCUGCUGACCCAGCCGUACCAGGAGGUGGAGCAGCAGCACCGGGUGCGCAUGGCGCUGGGCAAUGGGCUGCGUGCCUCCAUCUGGCGGGAGUUCAUGGCCCGCUUCGGCAUCGCCCAGGUGGCCGAGUUCUAUGGGGCCACAGAAUGCAACUGCAGCCUGGGAAACUUCGACAACAACGUUGGGUCAUGUGGCUUCAACAGCAGGAUCCUGCCAGGUGUGUACCCCAUCGGCCUGGUGAGGGUGGAUGAAGACACUAUGGAGCUGAUCCGGGGGCCAGAUGGUGUCUGUAUCCGCUGCAAACCAGGGGAGCCAGGGCAGCUGGUGGGCCGCAUUGUCAAGAGCAACCCCUUACAGCACUUUGACGGCUACCUGAAUCAGUCAGCCACCAACAAGAAAAUCGCCAGGGAUGUGUUUACAAAAGGGGACGCUGCUUAUCUCACAGGGGAUGUCCUGGUGAUGGACAAAUACGGCUACAUGUACUUCCGGGACCGCACCGGGGACACAUUCCGCUGGAAGGGGGAGAACGUCUCCACCACAGAGGUGGAGGGGACGCUGAGCCGCAUCCUGAACCUGACAGACGUGGUGGUUUACGGGGUGGAGAUCCCAGGGAUUGAAGGGAAGGCAGGAAUGGCAGCCAUCGCUGACCCGGAAAAUUCCUGUGACCUAGAAGGCUUUGCCAGUGAGCUGAAAAAGGCUUUGCCGCUGUAUGCACGGCCCGUCUUCCUGCGGUUCCUGCACGAAGUCUCCAAGACAAGCACUUACAAGUUCCAGAAGAUGGAGCUGCGGAAGCAGGGCUUCGACCCCACGGUGGUGAAGGACAGGUUGUACUUCCUGGACUCCAGGCAAGGCCACUACCUGCGGCUGGACCAGGCAGCGUUUGGCAGGAUCCAGUCAGGACAGCAGAAGCUGUAACUGGUGGGGCUUAAGCAAGACACCUCCCUAAAUCCUGCUGGGGAGAGCGGGGCAAGGCAAGCGCUGGGGAAGAAAAGAUUCAAGGAGCGAUACAAAGGCAUGCUAGAGAUUUUAUUUGACGAGUUUGACAGAUAAUGGUUUGGGGGGAAUGCAGAGCGGACUGAGGGGAGGGGGAUGGUUGCAUACCAAAGCAUAGACUCAUUAUGGCUUUAUUUUUUACUUGGUACAGCGGUGGUGGUCCCUUGCCACGGGAGGGGCAGGGCCCUGGCCAGUUGAGGAGGAGUGGGGUGCCCCUGCCAUUUCACUUUGCUUUUCCUGUCUUUCCCCCCUUUUCCUGCCUGCAGCAACCCUUCCUUGUGAAGGCCAUGAAGGGACCAGUGCUGGGCUCUUUUCCCCACUCCUCCACCAAGCAGCCAGCUCCUCCCUGGCACAGGGCCCCGCUGGCAGAGGGAAGCUGGGUGCCAGGCGCAACCCCUGCUCCCUGCGUGGCCCUGCUGGUGUCGUGUUUCUGCUGUGAAUCAGGGGAGCAGGGUAGUGCUGGGCUUGGGAGAGGGACAGGGAUGUGUUUCUGCCAUGCCUUGCUCUCUCCUGGGGAUGACAUUUCUAUUUUUCACAAUCACACGCACAUUAUAUUAUAUAUAUAUAUAAAAAAUACACCCUGACUUUUUUUUGUUCCCCAAUCUUAAUUUAUUGUCUGUACUUCUGAAUGUGUCCCGGGUUUGUGCAGUAGGUGGAGGAGCAGCCCAGACCUGUCCUCUUGGAGAGCUCUUUUCUCUCGCAUGGAGAUGGGGAUGCUCAUCUGGGACUGAUUCUCCUCUUCCAAGCAUGGGUGCAGCCGUGUAUGUCCUUGUGGCCUUGCUCCAUGGUGAAGGACAUGAGCGAACCCUGCUAUCUUGUGGACACUUCUCUGGGUCUCUUACUUCCACCUUUUGUGGAUGCAGCCUUGUUUUGUGCACCUUAUUCCUUACAGAAAGCAGGUGGGAGAGUAGGUGUGAAGGGCCUGGUUUGCUUAAAUGUACUCGGCACCACGGAGCAGCUCUCGGGGCUUUUCUGCUGCAAUGUCUGUGCACUGAACGUGGGAGACAACUUGCCUAGGCGAGAGAAGGUCCUCCGGAGGGUUGUGUCUGUGAGAGCCUGACUUCACAUGCUCUGCAUCCCUUCCUGCAAGAGCCCUCACCAUCUCCACCACAGGAGACGGGCUCCAAAAUGAAAUGUCCGUGUUAAACACCUGACUUGCACUAUGUGAAUUUUCCACGUUGUGUCUGAUGUGAAAGCCUUAGCAGCAAUGUCGAUUCCCGUGCUUGGAGACCAUGCAGAAACAUCUGUUCCAGAGAAAACUCUGGGUUGGGGUUUAUUCUUCUCUCUUUUUUUUUUUUUUUUUAAUGAUUUGUUUUUAUGCUUUUAGCAGGGUUACUCCUUAAAAUGACAUCUGUCUUUUGUGAGGGCAGAGUUGUAUGCUCUUCUAGCUGUGCUUCCACACCAACAUACCUGCCUGCCCCAGUCUGUCUUGUCCUCAUAAUUAAAUACGAGUAUGGGCUAUGCUG